GCAUUUUAUCGUGGGGCGACGAACAACAUGCCACGUCGGUGCAGCAAGUGCCAUAGCGAGCGCAUUAUCGUGCUGGAGCAGCGCCAGCUCGUCGUCUGUGGAGCGUGUGAACACGUUGCGCCGGUGGGAGAAGAGGCGGCGACCCCACGCCUCCGAGAUCCGACCUUGCUCAUCUACGACCGCCCUGUUCUCCACAUAUUCUUAUCCUAUGGGCACGAUCGCUAUCAGAAGGUCGCUCUGAUGCUGAAAGAUCAUUUUCGCUCCCGUGGCCAUUCUGUGUGGGUCGACGUGGAAAAGCUGACUCCAGGAUGCGAUUGGGAAGCUGGCAUUGCGGACGCACUCACGUGGGUGAAGGAAGCGCAGGAGAACGGGCGGGUGCUGCUGUUGAUGACGCCGCAUGCUCUUCGCCGGCCCGACGGCUACUGCCUCAAUGAAAUAGCUCGCGCGUCGUCACUCAAGCUCAACAUCUUUCCUGUGUUGGUGGCUGAGAGCGACCCGCCACAGUCGAUCGCGAUGCUGCCGUAUUUUGACUUGCAGUCAUGCUUGCCGCAUCCAAACGAGACGGUGGACGCCGCCGCGUGGGACAGCGAGGUCACGACAUCGAUGGCAGCCCCCGCGUUUCAAAGCAAAGUCCUCCAACUCACUGGACUCCUCGAAGCGUGCGACAGCAUGCGAAGCGCCAUGGUUGCGGCAAUCGGGGGCAUAGACAACUUGCACCUCUUUCACACGUCGCCUGCGGACGAAGGCGGGUCCAAGGCAAAACUUUCCACGUAUCAAAAAGUACUGUCCCCCAAACGCAGCCCACCGCUCCACGCGUCGACGAGUUCGCCCGCCGAUAGCCCGUCGCCGGUUGCUGUCGACGUGCACGAAACCAGAUAUGUGUUUGUGUUUGAUGCAACCAGCGCCCCUCUCGCGAUCAAGCUGCACGAGGAUCUCAUGGCCCAAGGGUUCAACGUACAUCCGCACCUGACGCCGUCGCCAGCGGAACCGCAUGCUCGGCGCGACGCCAUCUCGUGGGCCGCAUCUGGCAAAAUGCUUUUGUUCUUGACGCCGCAGAGCGUGGGUCGACCGCACGGAGUGUGUCUCAACGAUGUGUCGGCUGCCAUGGCGUCCAAUGUCGGGUUUGUUCCGCUCAUGGUUCGGCCGUGCGAGAUCCCCCUGAGCAUUUGCCGCAUUCAGUGGCUCGACUUGAGCGACUGCUUGGUCGUCAACACGCAAAACAACACGAGCACCGUCAACGACGUCAAGUACGCUGUGCGAAUGCCGCAGCUCGUGACGGCCCUCCGCGGGAACCUCGACCACGAUGGCCAGCAAGCUCGCUUGUUCAGCAUCUUUUCGCCGUUUUCGUUCCAGGCCGAGAUCGCCAAGUUCACCCAAGGAUUCGCCGGGAGAGAGUGGGUGAUGGACCAGCUCACGCAGUGGAAGGCCAGCGCGAGCCAGACGUUUUGGGUGACGGGCCAAAUCGGGACGGGCAAAACCGCCCUCGCAGCAUACAUCAUUCAGAGCCAGCCCGAAGUUCGCGCCUUUCACUUGGUCAGUAAAGACGACGAGCAGACGCAAAACCCCCGGCGGUGCAUCCUCAGCCUCGCGUAUCAACUGACCACGCAGCUCCCGGCCUAUGCCGCCUUUCUCCAGCAAGGCGAGCCUCUCGAAGAAAUCGUGGCUGUGUCCAGCGUGACGGAGCUCGUGACGACGCUGCUUGUCGUGCCCCUGAACGCGAUCGCGCAGCCGACGACGGUGCCGUUGGUAAUUCUCCUGGACGGUUUGGAUGCUUUCCAAGACGCGGCCGCGUUGGACAACUGCUUCGUGUCGUCGUUGGUGGCGCUCGUUCGAAAGCUCCCGUCGUGGGUGCGCAUGAUCUGGACCAGUCGCGAAGAUCCGUCCGUGAUGCGCAAACUCCAAGGGUUGGUUCCCCAAGUCGCGUUGGACAAGUGCGUCGACCAGUCCAGCGCCGACAUGUUGAAGUACUUGCAGGCGGCGCUCGUGCCAUUCGUUCGGCCAGAUGAAGGGGCCGUGGUCCCACUCGAAACCCUGCACGCCAUCGUCGCGCGGUCCGAAGGGCUGUUUCUGUACGCCAGCCAUAUCGUGCAUGCACUGCACCAAAAGCGGCUCACGCUCGACAAGCUCGAGAGCUUUCCCGUGGGCAUGGGGGGCUACUUGCGGCAGUUCUUUGAGGACCAGUUUUCCGCCCACCACUACGAAACCAGCAUCCGGCCAUUGCUGGAGGUCCUGUGCGCUGCGUUGGAGCCGAUGCCCAUGGCCAUGCUGCACGACGUGAUGAAAUGGGAUACGUACUCCCAUCGCGACUGUCUCGGGGCGUUCAAGUCGCUGCUGUACGUGUCGGAAAGCGACGACAUCAAGCCCUUCCACACGUCGGUGUUUGAAUGGCUGCAGGAUGCAAAUGCCGCGGGGCGCUUUUUCGUCCGCGUCGAACAUGGCCACGAACGGAUUGGGCUGUGGGCAUGGGCGCACUAUGACUCUGUGCUGCGCGCGACGACCGACAUCUCCAACAUCAAUCUGGAGCUCGAGCCGAGGCAGGCGACCUCUGAGCUCGUCGAUCAACUCCAAGCGCCCCUUUACAUCAUUCGACAUGCAUUGAACCAUCUACACCUGGCCAAGACCGACGCCAGCAUCGAUUGCAUGCGCAAGUUUUCGUCGGACGAAAAGUUUCAACUGGCGCGACGUCUCGUGCGCCUGCGGGAGAGUGGUCUGGAGAGCUUUUUUCACGGCGACAUCGAUCGUGGCAUGGCGCACGCGCUGUUGACCGAUAAUGGGACCCCCGGCGCGUUUUUAAUCCGGUACAGCGCCAAGCACAAACUGUACUGCGCGUCCUUUGUGGACAAAGUUGUCGAUGGAUUGCCCCAAAUCAAGCACAACAUCAUUUACCACUUGGAUUCGGGAGCGUAUUGUGCGGUGCAACCCAACGAAGUCCAAAAGUCGACGCCAGUCUACCCCGACUUGGUGAGUUUUGUCGAAGCGUAUCAACGAAAAGGCAUCUUGACCACGCCGCUUCCGCACGCCAAAGGCGCCACCGACGCCAUUUCCACCUAAAUUCGUCUAGAAUCGAUUUGUUUGCAUUCCACCAUGCGCU
Messenger RNA from Aphanomyces invadans, 3091 nucleotides. RefSeq lists its product as hypothetical. NCBI's taxonomy places the organism in Eukaryota, Oomycota, Saprolegniomycetes, Saprolegniales, Verrucalvaceae. Gene Ontology annotation, biological process: signal transduction. Bases 28 to 3051 code for a protein of 1007 amino acids. The record is from RefSeq and is a predicted model, not a curated record. The transcript has 25 exons.